Molecule: messenger RNA, 1100 nt
Organism: Solanum dulcamara
Lineage: Eukaryota; Viridiplantae; Streptophyta; Magnoliopsida; Solanales; Solanaceae
Exons: 4
Coding region: 152-973 (273 amino acids)
Source: RefSeq, a predicted model, not a curated record
AAUACCAACAAAAAAUAUACACCUAAAAAGAAAUGUGUAGAUACCUUCUUCAAGAAAUGUGUAGAUAGAUAGAUACCUUCUGCCCACACUCUCAGAGAGUUGACUUAAAGCAGAGAGGAAACAAUCCACAGUUUUUACAGUACAAGAGAAAAUGGGAGGAGGAGCCAUGUUGCCUCCAUUUACAAGCAACAAUUCUUUCACUACCCCACCCCUACCCACCCCCAGGGACUCCAAUUUCCACUCUCCCCCUUCUUUAUCAUCAAUUUGUGAAACACCCAUUGGAGAAUCUUGGACCAAGAAUAGGUGUAUUGAUUAUGGGUCAAACUCUAACAUUCUUGAUUGUGGAUCUUUUGAUGGGGUUGAUGAAAAAGGGUCUCCUUAUCAUGACCCUGCUUUUGGUUCUGUUCCUUGUAGCUGGGAGGUUGAAAAGGCUCUCUCUGAUCUCCAAAGUUUUAUGAGUGAGUGUUAUGCUCCUAAAGAAGAGAUGAAUUGGCUUGAACCGAUGCUAAAUCCCCAUCAGUCGACUCUGGUGAAGUCCCCUGGAAAUGCAAGAUUUUAUGAUGCUUUUCAUAUGCUUCAAAAUGAACCAUCAAUUCAGAGAUUGGUUUGUUCCAUAGCUUGUGACAGAGCUGUUUGGGAAGCCAUAAUGAGCACCAAGGCAGUUCAAAAUCUUCAAGACUCACUGAUAUGUGCAGCUAAAGAAGAAGAAUCGGAAAGAUCAACUGGGGAGUCGAACAUUGGAUCCCUAAUAGUGAAAUGGAUUUUGGGCAUCACAACUUCAAGAAUCGCAGAGCUGAUCCAAUCAUUUGGAUCAUUAUUGAGUGAAAUAAUCAAUGAACUAUUUGAACCAACAAACAAAGAAAAACCUACUUCAGAACUCUCUGAUCUCUUGGAAGAGAAGAUUAGAUCCUCUUUCCUUUUAUCAGUUGUUCUGUUGUUGAUUGUGGUCGUGACAAGAGCCCAAGGUGUUUGAUCAGCAUCAAACCAUCACACGUGUGUUGUUCUAGAUGAUUAAUUUGUUACAUGCUUGACAUAGGAAGAAAACAAAGCUUUUUGUGAAUAGUUUUCAAAAGUUAUCGACUCUUGCAGCUGCUUCCCUC